AUGGAUAUCCAAGCGCCGCCAGUCCCCGAGCGCAUCGUCUCUAACGCAUCAUAUGGCAAGGUCGAUCCGUUGACUACCACGGCCGAGGAACUGCAAAAGCUUCUAACAUCAGGUAAUCUCACAAGCCUAGAUUUGAUCAAUAUUUAUCUUGGUCAGAUUGAGCAGCACAACAAAAACGGUCUGAAGUUGAAUGCAAUCAUUUCAACUGUACCACAACACAUCGUUGUUAAACGAGCCAGACUUCUUGAUGCAGAAAGAGCCACUGGCAGCAUACGCGGUCCUCUGCACGGAAUUCCAGUUGUCGUCAAAGACAAUGUAAUGACCGACUCUUCACUCGGCGUGGACACUACCUGCGGCUCCUAUGCUCUUGUUGGAGCCAAGGCACCAAACGCUCCAAUGAAAGAUCGUCUUCUGAAGGCUGGCAUGAUUAUCAUUGCGAAAGCCAAUCUAUCUGAAUGGGCUGGCUCAAAAGGAUUCGGAAUAGUAACCGGGUGGUCAGCAGUCGGCGGCCAGACGCAGUCACCAUAUAUCAGGGGCGGCUAUGUGCAUGGAGAUAAGAUUUUAGGACACAGCACUCCAUGCGGUUCUUCAUCUGGAUCUGCCGUAGCUGUGGCCGCUGGGUUCGCACCUAUAGCACUGGGGGCCGAAUCUGACGGAUCCAUCACACAACCAGCUGGAAGGGCUUCUCUGUACGCAAUGAAAGUUACCGUUGGAGCAUUAGAUACAAAGGGGACAUCGCCACAAUCUCCAAUUACCGAUAGUCUUGGCGGCAUGGCCAAAAGCUCUGGAGACCUUGCUAACUUUAUCGGAGCUAUGAUGGAGCAAGAUCACUCUUCUUAUCUCACGAAGACGUGGGCAGGGCAGAAAGUUGCCUUUGUGGAUCCCAAUAAGUGGGAGCUCCAUCCCGCUGUUUGCGACCGGAUCGAAAUCGUCCGCGAAAAACAAAUUUCCGAGUUUCUCCAAGCUAUAGCUACUAUCCGGAAGUCUGGAGCAGAAGUGACGGAAAAUGUCGUGUUGCCACAAGUCGAUGAGAUUACUUGGGAGGUUGAGGAUGCCCUUGAAACGGUAUGGAACUCAUAUCUUGGCGGUGAAAUCAACUCUUUUCUCAACGAAUACACCGAAUCCUCGUUACGCACAGUUGAGGAGCUGAUACAGUGGAAUUCUGAUCACAAAGACUUGGAGCUUCCACCAGCAUUUCCGGGCCAACAGCAGCUCGAAAAUACGUUGAAGAGUAACCUGGCAGAGGAGAAGCGGCAAGAUAUUGUCUCAAUCAUCCGCAAGAUAGCCAAAGAUGACGGAUUUGACCGAAUCUAUGAAGAUACAGGGGCCGAAGUGCUCAUAGGACCAUUAGACGGGCGGAUUGUCACCGUUGCUGCUGCUGCAGGAUACCCUGCCGGAGUGGCGCCGUUGGGAUAUGCUGACAACUACAAUGGUAGAGAAUACGGCGUGGUCAUUGUGGCAAAGGCUGGGGAUGAGGGAAAGAUUCUACAAGCCAUGAGUGCUUGGGAGAAGACGAUGCCAGGACGGAUCCCGCCGCCACAGCUGGUAAAUUAUAAAGCGAGUCUGUGA
Messenger RNA from Trichoderma harzianum CBS 226.95, 1569 nucleotides. RefSeq lists its product as hypothetical. The transcript is spliced from 4 exons. NCBI's taxonomy places the organism in Eukaryota, Fungi, Ascomycota, Sordariomycetes, Hypocreales, Hypocreaceae. The record is from RefSeq and is a predicted model, not a curated record. Bases 1 to 1569 code for a protein of 522 amino acids.